CGCGUUGUUGAGCGGUGGGUGAGAAGCGCGAGCGGGUGGCUGCCUGAGGGGGUCUGGAGAGGCGAAGGGGAAAGGCAAGCAGGCCGGCUGGCGAGGAGGCGGAGGAAACGGUUGUUUCGGCUUUCGGCUCUCCGCCGCCAUGAGUUCGAUCGGCACCGGGUAUGACUUGUCGGCAUCUACAUUUUCUCCAGAUGGCAGAGUAUUUCAAGUAGAAUAUGCUAUGAAAGCUGUGGAGAAUAGCAGUACAGCAAUUGGGAUACGGUGUAAAGAUGGUGUAGUCUUCGGAGUCGAAAAAUUAGUUCUGUCCAAACUGUACGAAGAAGGAUCCAAUAAACGGCUCUUUAAUGUCGAUCGACAUGUUGGAAUGGCAGUCGCAGGACUCCUGGCUGAUGCCCGUUCUUUGGCUGACAUAGCGAGGGAAGAAGCUUCUAACUUCAGAUCCAACUAUGGUUAUAAUAUUCCAUUGAAACAUCUUGCAGACAGAGUGGCUAUGUAUGUCCACGCCUAUACUCUGUACAGUGCUGUCAGACCUUUUGGUUGCAGCUUUAUGUUGGGUUCCUAUGAUGGUGAUGAUGAAGGUGCUCAGCUAUACAUGAUAGACCCAUCAGGCGUUUCAUACGGUUAUUGGGGAUGUGCCAUUGGGAAAGCAAGACAAGCUGCAAAGACAGAGAUUGAAAAGCUCCAGAUGAAAGAUAUGACUUGCCGUGAUGUUGUUAAAGAAGUUGCAAAAAUAAUCUACAUAGUCCAUGAUGAAGUAAAAGACAAAGCUUUUGAACUUGAACUCAGUUGGGUUGGAGAAAUAACCAAGGGAAAACAUGAAAUUGUCCCGAAAGACAUUAAGGAAGAAGCAGAGAAAUACGCUAAGGAAUCUCUGAAAGAAGAAGAUGAAUCAGAUGAUGAAAAUAUGUAGGACAUUGCUACUUUAAAGCAAAUGUUUUAAUCUAUACCACAGGCCUGUGUAUGUAUUUGCUAUGAUGUAUGUGCUGGAAGACUAUUUUGAGUGACCAACUUGCACUAAAAAAUUUUUCCAAUUACUGUUUAUAUUUGAGUAUCAAUUAUUUGUCCAAAGGCUAGGACAAUGGGAGUAAGGGAUUGAUGGAGGAGCCUAAUGAAAACAGGAAGAUAUACCUGGCUAGGAGCCAAAUAAAUUUUGUGCAGUGAUGGCGACUUGCAGCUUGUCUUGAAAUGCCACAACUGUAUUUUCCCUCCUCAGUGCUACAUAGCAAACCCUUUUGAAAUUUCCAAAAGCAAAUUGGUUGUUACAUGGGUGGUGGUGUGGAGAAAGUAUGUUGUUGAAGGAAAACACAUUGGGCACCCUGAUGUAGCAUGCUAGAUUGCACCCAUUACUCAGAGAACUACACUCCUCAGCCUUCUUGAAUCCAGGCCUUAAAGAAAUGGUAAAAAAAAAACUUGCUCCCUCCGGUCAGAAGGUAGCAGCCCAGAUACCUGGUCAUACAAAGAAUAUCAGGGCUGUAUCCCAUCAUUGGACAAGCUUAUGAUUCAACCUCCCUACCUAGCAGUCCAAUUUUCCUGUUGUCUGGAUUGUAUUAUAGUAGAUAUGAUUACUGCUGCUGUGAGAUUGCAAGUACUCAUGCAGCAUGUAAGAAGCUUGUAUAAAGCAUGAACAAUAUGUAUCUGUCUGAAAAGUCACACUUGCUAUAUGGUAAGAUGUCACACUCAAGCUUUAUCUUUCCUCUUCCAAUUCAGGUGGGAUGGCUUGAGGGCAAAUAGUGAGCCUGAAGCUUGGUCAUGCUUGAAUAGAAGGGAUCUGACUAAUGCUGUUGGGUGUUGAUUUCUGGCUUCAUGUAACAGAGUGGUGGUUGUGAAAACGUAAUCUGAGCCCUGGUUGAAAGAAGAAAAUUGUUGCAGUAUUUUGUGUAGUGCUGUGCUUUAGUGUGGUGAUCACUUUCAACUAAUUUUUGCAGUAGCUGGAAAAUGCUAUGAUUUUACAGUGAGAUUUUCACACCAGAUUCUUGAGAGAAACCAGAACUUUGUGCUCAGAUGAGAUUGCUGUUGUUCAAAAACUACUUAACUUUCCAAUUUAUUACACUCAUUUAGAUGGCAAUGCUUAAACAAAAUUUCUAGUAUGAAAAAAAAUUAAUUUUUUUACCUGAGAACCCUCCAGGGCAAAUUUGGGGGAAGCCUAUUAGUGGGAGGCCUAGCAUUUCCUGUCCAGAAAGUUGUUUUCAGCUCAUAGUUAGCAGAUUAAGCCACCAUUUCACCCACUCGCCCACUUUUGCUUAACACCCACACAAAAUACAAAAGCUUGCUCACUAUUUUGUGACAAUCUUGGCAUUCAUGAAUAUUUCAGAUACUUUGUCAAUUGCUUACACUGACCAUAGAUGCAGGUGGUCCAGCAGCCAGCCACAUGCCUUUGAGGCCAUAAGUGGGGCAUGGGAUGCUACGUAUCUCCUCAUGUUCUCCAUCUACUUUGUCUACAGUCAAAGCCAACUUGUGUACUCAGCUGCCCCUGUGAAUAACAGGGUUAUUUUAACAUUCUCUCCCACAGCAGCUUUCUGCCAUCAUUUACAUAAAUCAGUACAGUGGAACCUCGGUUUAUGAACACUGUUUAUGAACGCCGCGGACCCGUCUGGAACGGAUUAAAUCACUUUCCAUUACUUUCAAUGGGAAAGUUUGCUUCAGUUUAUGAACAGACUUCCGGAACCAAUUACACCCAUGCUUCGGGUUAAGUACGCUUCCGGUUGAGUACUCUGCGGACCCACCUGGAACGGAUUAAUCCACUUUCCAUUACUUUCAAUGGGAAAGCUCACUUCAGUUUAAGUACUCCGCGGACCAUCUGGAACAGAUUAAUCCACUUUCCAUUGUACUUUCAAUGGGAAAGCUCGCUUCAGUUUAUGAAGAGACUUCCAGAACCAAUUGUGUUCAUAAACCGAGGUACCACUGUACAUGGACUGGAGCAUGUCUUACAUGAUCCUGCUUAUUUUUGAAUAAUUUAGUAUUGACAUUCUUGAAUGAGCACUAGUUUUGAAGGAGCUGCCAGUGGUGAGAUAUUUUUGCCUACUUUCCUACAAAAAAAGUAAGGUGAAAGGAAAUAUUUUCACCAAUUAAGAGUUAUCAUACUUCUACCUAUGAAUUUGAUACAAUCACGAUUGCAGCUUCCUACUGGGAAGAUGCUGAACCACACAAUAUUUAUUAAUGAUAAUUCAGCUGACCAGUGGCACUGUCACUUGACUCACUACUACUUCCUGUUCCUAAAAAAAAGGUUUCUCAGUGUAUUUACAGUCCUGUACUCAAGACCAUGUUUCCAGUUUCUCGUCAGUCAUCCCCAAACCACAGCCCUGCUUACGUCAUAAAUUAGUGUGACUAAGCAGGAUGCAAACAAGCACUGUGUGAUUCACAGCACAAUGAACUUUAUAUAUGUGCUACAGAUAAUUUGUACGUAAAGAGAAGAGUUAUUAUGUGCAAUCCAGCAGGUAUGAGAAACCUCUUUACAAAUGUAGGGGAAGCUUCUACUUCUGUGAAUGGGGAACCUUCACCCCAAGAUCCCACAUUCACUCAAGUGCAGGAGACACAUUCUGGUAGUAGAGAUCAGCAGUAAAAUAGUUGCAGCAAUAGAUGGGACUCUUAGCUAUAUUCCUUACACACAGCCAGACAAUAAGAAGCAUCAGCACAAUUCAGUGAUACCUUCCAAACAGGCAAAAGCUGAGCAGGGCCAGUGAA
This is a messenger RNA of Zootoca vivipara (common lizard), 3681 nucleotides long. It is a transcript of the gene PSMA3, whose product is annotated as proteasome 20S subunit alpha 3. Lineage: Eukaryota; Metazoa; Chordata; Lepidosauria; Squamata; Lacertidae. The record is from RefSeq and is a predicted model, not a curated record. Gene Ontology annotation, biological process: ubiquitin-dependent protein catabolic process. Gene Ontology annotation, cellular component: proteasome core complex; proteasome core complex, alpha-subunit complex.